AUGACAACCAUGCUUUGUGCAAGCUGUCAACACAGCUUCCCAGAGGACAUGUUGGCUCCGGCGUCCUUCAGCACCCGGGUCGGCCGCUACCUGAGUCGUUCAACAUCCCUCUUGUGUGCAACUCGCGGCAAGACCAGCAAGGACGACCACCGCCUCUCACAACUCGCACAGCUGCUCCAGCAGCUCUGUGGCGCUGUGCAGGAGGAGGCACAGCUGCUUCAAGAGCGCCAGAACGACCUUCCAGUGGCCACCUUCUCGUCCUCAAUCGGCCGGACAGGACAGCAGCAGCAGCAGCAGCAGGAGCCGAAGAGCCGUGGGGGUGCACCGCAUACCGUGUCCUUCGCGUCCCCUAGCGACCGCUGCCGCGGAACCCCCAGCGUGGAGUUGUGCGGUGCAUUGGACGGGACGGGACGACUUCCUUAUGUGACCAUGUCCUCCUCUUCCUUUAGCGCGCCACCAAUCGCCUCACCGCGAGUCAUGUUCGAAGGCUCCGUCCCAUCGUAUCAGCUAAAGCGCAUGAUCACCGCCUUCGACCUCGUCUCUGCCACGCUAUACAACAUGCUGGAGAGUCUCGCGGUGCAGUGCAGGGCGAACGUGGCAUUGUUGUGGCUGCGGCCACGUCAAAACCUCUCCUCGUCAGAGCUGGUCGCGCCGUUUGUAGUGGGGCGUGACCUCUCGUCCCUGGCCAACUCGGCCCCCUACUGCACCGUCGAGUUCUCCAUUCCCUGCGUGGUAUGCCAGACAGGCGUGGCACUCAACUUGAAACCUCAGGUGCAUCUCCAGAACACCGCGCCCUCGUCUGGGGCGGACUCGAUGCUAACAGAGCUGAUGGAGCACACGAACGCCGCGCAGCUGCUGGUGCCGGUGCACGACCGCUACAAGGAGCGGCCUGUCGGGACACGGGCCUCGAUAGCGAAUGCGCCAUCAACGAUAGCGGUAGUUCACUUGAUCGGGUCGCCAAUAAACCCCGUCCCUUUCCACCGGCACAACGAGGAGGCGGUCGCGCAAACGUCAACGCUGCUGUCCUUCAUCGUUUCCUCCUACUACGAGACGAUGAUCGCUGAGUGGUCCAACCGCUUUUACGUGCCGACCACGUUGCACACCACGGGCAAGUACGCAGCCGGACUCGAUCUCCGGGCGGAGGAGAAGGUGAUUGACGACUUCGCAGCAGCCCCGCUGCUGAUGCUUCGCACCACCGUGAGCAAUCUAAGCGGGCACACGAGCGCGAACGAUGCGCGCGAUGCCCUGAAGCUCUUGAGCCAAAACGCGCAGCGGCGGUCUGCCCCACUUCGUCCCAUGGCGACUGUAAAGGACCUGUUUCACCACGCCACCGAGAUGGAGGCCAACUGGGCGUCGGCAGUGGAGCAAAUAACGCGUCUCGAGCAUACAGUGGAGGCGCUCAAGGAAGACCUGCUCCGUCGCGAUAUAAGCGACCUGCAAAAGGCACAAGGUGCGCAGAAGACUCGUGGCGCAUCAGCGGGCAACCACUCCAGGCACACCGCUGACAAGAAGUGUGCAGUGCAGCCUCCAUCGGUAGCCAUCGCGGUACCUGUAGAAGAAAAACGAAACUCGCUGUGCAUCGCCGGCAUCAACGUUCCCCUCACGCCACCUGUGCCUUACGCAUCCGAGACGGGCACUAUGGCGGCAGUCGCCUUCUCGUCUGCAGCCGAGCCAGUGCCUCCAAGCACCGAGGUACUCAAGGCGGAUGAGGUGAACUUACUGGAGGCGGUCACGCUACGACGUCUGCGGGACCUGGGCGUAGACACGUCGAUGUUUGAGUAG
Messenger RNA from Leishmania mexicana MHOM/GT/2001/U1103, 1782 nucleotides. RefSeq lists its product as hypothetical. The coding region runs from base 1 to 1782 and encodes 593 amino acids. The transcript has a single exon. Lineage: Eukaryota; Euglenozoa; Kinetoplastea; Trypanosomatida; Trypanosomatidae. The record is from RefSeq and is a predicted model, not a curated record.